AUGAUAAACCAAUACCCGGAGGAGAGCAGGACAACAUGCAUGUGUUGUGCGAAUCUUCUCAAGUUCCCCGGAAACGUUCCUUGUUUUAGUGAGAUGCACAGUGUCACAGAUCUAGUCCCAAUACGACCGCCUCCUCCACAACCUGGAGGGACAGGAAACGGCGCAACCUUCACCCUCCCGACGAUCCGGGAUCUGUUGUCCAACCCGGAAUUGACGAGGGAGCAGAUCGAUAACGCGAUAUACCAGCUGUUCUCGAGGCAUUAUAGUCUUAACGAGAGCUUUUUGAAUGGGAGAACGACGAAUGUGGACGAUUCGGGAGUCGCGUUGGAUGACGUGCGGGAAGUCUACCAGCUCAUUGCGCGGAAUGGUGUAGCGGCGCAGCGAGCUAUGAUAGCAGGAAUCGAUGAAUUGCUGAGGCGGCCUGGAAGGCAGCUCCAACAACCCGAAGACAUCAGAUUCCUCAUAAUACUAGUAGAGAACCCCCUCUUUCUAAAACCCCCACCAGACCUCGAACAGUCCUACGUCCACUCCGUCGUUUCGCGCCUCCUCGGCCUCCUCUCCUGUCUCCCCAACGACCUCCAUCACCACCUCGUCGUCUGGCUUAACAAAGUCCCCACGGCCGUCUUUGGACAACGCGUCACGCUGGUAAAUUACUUUAUCAGCUAUCGUCUGGCGCAGAUAGAGGGGAUGCGGGAGAAUUAUCCGACGGAUUGGCCGAUUCGGUCGGCGGCGAGGUUUAUGGCGCUUUUACAUGCGACAAACGGACGGAGAGCAGACCCAUUACCAAUGGCCGAGCUUUACAAUACCCUUGUAGAUUACGUAGAUCUGUAUCGGGAUUUCAAGAUAUGGCAGGAAGAUCGGACUGGGGCGUUUUCGUUUUGUCAGUAUCCGUUCUUGGUGUCGUUGGGGGGGAAGAUGCAGGCCGAGGCGCAGAUAAUGGAAGCAGAUGCAAAACGGCAAAUGGCGGAAAGGUUCAAAGAAGCUUUCUACCGAACAGCACUACACGGUCUCGUCACCGAUCCAUUCCUCUCGCUACACAUCCGACGAAACAACCUCAUCGAAGAUUCGUUGAAUCAGCUCCAGUCGCGGCAUUUUGAUUUGAAGAAGAAGCUUCGGAUCGAGUUUAUGAACGAGGACGGGGUUGACGCCGGAGGCCUGACGAAAGAGUGGUUCUUGCUGCUGGUCCGGGACCUCUUUGACCCGCAAUAUGGGAUGUUCAUCUACGAGGAGGACAGCAACCUGUGUUGGUUCAACCCGGCGUCGUUUGAGAAUACGGAGGAGUUUCGAUUGGUGGGGAUUAUCCUUGGGUUGGCGAUACAUAAUUCCAACAUUCUUGAUAUCCACUUCCCCCUAGCCUGCUACAAAAAGCUCCUAGACCAACCCACCGACAUCGAGGACCUCAAGAUCCUCCGCCCCACCCUCACCCGCGGCCUCCAACACCUCCUCGAGUACACCUCCCCGGACGUCGAAACCACCUUCUGCCGCGACUUUGUCGCAGAAUACGAAGCGUUCGGCCAGACCAUCCGUGUCCCGCUCAUCCCCAACGGCGAAAACACCCCCGUGACGAAUCUGAACCGCACGGAGUUUGUGGAGAAGUAUGUGAGUUGGGCCCUGAAUGAGAGUAUUGAGACGCAGUUUAGCGCGUUCAAGGCGGGGUUCAAGUAUGUGUGCGGGGGGAACGCGUUGAGUUUGUUUAGCCCGCAGGAGAUUGAGUUGAUGGUGAGGGGCGCGACGGAGUUGGAUAUCAGGGAUUUGGAGGGGGUUACGGAGUAUGAGGGAUUCGAACCCACCGACCCGGCUGUCCGCAUGUUCUGGGACGUCGUGAACGCCUUCCCCACCGACCAAAAACGCAAACUUCUCCUCUUCGCCACAGGCACAGACCGGAUCCCCGCCACCGGGAUCCAGAACAUGACCUUCAAACUCAGUUGCAUGGGCGAGGACUCGGAGAAUUUACCGAUAUCACAUACAUGUUUCAACCAGAUUGGGAUAUAUAAGUAUUCGUCAAGAGGGAAGUUGGAGCGGAAGCUGAUGAUGGCGAUUACGUGGAGUGCGGGGUUCCAUGUCAAGUGA
Molecule: messenger RNA, 2070 nt
Organism: Fimicolochytrium jonesii
Lineage: Eukaryota; Fungi; Chytridiomycota; Chytridiomycetes; Spizellomycetales; Powellomycetaceae
Exons: 17
Coding region: 1-2070 (689 amino acids)
Biological process (GO): protein polyubiquitination
Molecular function (GO): ubiquitin protein ligase activity
Source: RefSeq, a predicted model, not a curated record